Molecule: messenger RNA, 744 nt
Organism: Cooperia oncophora
Lineage: Eukaryota; Metazoa; Nematoda; Chromadorea; Rhabditida; Trichostrongylidae
Source: the annotation of a GenBank genome assembly
CUGCCUUCUGUUUGCAGGCGCUUUUGCUUGGACGACUUUGAGAUAGGUCGACCUCUAGGAAAGGGCAAAUUUGGAUCAGUGCUUUUUAAGAGUCAGUUAAUUAAGAGUGGUGUCGAGCACCAACUUCGACGAGAAAUUGAAAUCCAAGCACACUUAAGACAUCCGAACAUCCUUCGCAUGUAUACUUAUUUCUGGGAUAAAAGGAAAAUCUAUCUGGUAUUGGAGUAUGCGCAAGGUGGCGAGUUGUACAAGCUUUUGAGGAAGAGGAGCCGCUUCGAUGAAACCACAGCUGCAGUGUCAUUCCAUAGGGACAUAAAACCGGAAAACUUACUCAUUGCUCACAAUGAAGAGCUGAAGAUUGCCGACUUUGGAUGGAGUGUUCAUGCGCCCAAGAAGAGACGUCAGACAAUGUGCGGCACUUUGGAUUACCUACCACCAGAGAUAGUUUUGGGAGAGGAACAUCAAGAAUAUGUUGACAUUUGGUCUCUUGGCGUGCUUUGUUACGAGUUUUUAGUUGGCAAACCUCCAUUUGAGCACGAUGAUUCUACCAGUACAUAUCAAGCGAUUCACAAUGUACGGUACACAUUUCCCAGCUAUGUUUCUAGUGGAGCUCGAGAUCUCAUUAACAAAUUGCUUCAGCGCCGUCCCAACGAAAGGCUCUCAUUGGAUAAGGUAAGCGAGCCAGAAUGCGCUUAUCCAGAACUUCUAACCAGGGAAUCUUUUCAACAUUCAAUGCAGCUCUGA